UUCAGGGAGACAAUUCCACAUCUUCACAGCUCUCACUGUAAAAAACCCCUUCCCAAUAUUUAGGCGGAACCUAUUUUCUUCUAUUCGGAAUAAAGGACAUCACUAACAUUAGUUUGAAUCAAGUUUGUGUGGUUUGAAUCGAGUUUUGAUUUGAAGCGUGGCAGUGUUGGAGGUUAUGUUGCAUGGUUUCUCUAGGUCAUUGGCAAUAAUAGAAAUUAUAGCUAUAACUUUAUGGGUGUCUUUUUCACCCUUAUCUACUGUUACUAUAAAAAACAAAACAACGGGGAAUUUUGUGUGAUGUAAGAAACUUUUCUGAGGCCGUUGCAUUGACCGAUUGAGUAUUUUCUUUUAGCUUUCCUGUGACAUGGCUGACAAAAGAAAAAAACUUAGUGGGUUUGCAUAUCGCAAGCUUGCCAAAGAAAAAGCUAGAAAGCAAAGUAAUGAACUGGAGCAUACACGAAAAAUGGAGACCUACUUUGAGAAAGCUAGUAGAGUAGAUCUUGAUGUUAUACCUGAAGAGGUUGAAUCUUCUGAGUUACCUUGUUCUUCAUCUUAUGUAAGAACAACAGAUAUUACAGAGGAAACCUCACACAAGGAAGAUGUUUCUGCAGAACAGGCAGAUAAUUCAACCUUAAUGACAACUGCUGAAGGAACUCAAGAAGAACCAUGUGAGGAAAUCUCUUCACCAAGUUCAAGGAUUCUUGAAAAUAAGAGUUUUGAGGAUAACCUAAACUUUUUUUCAGAUCUUGUUGACUGGGAUAAACAGAAUGAAAAGCUGAAAGAUUUCUUAGCUUUUCAUGGUGUCAAUCAAUACAAGGAGGCCGACUUCUCAUCAUCCGUCAGGCACUAUCCUGACAAAAGCAGGUGUAUGUCUGAUACACUGUUUAAAAGUGAACGGCUGAACGGAGAAUCUAUACCAUGGCUAGUAUAUUCUAUUAAGAGUAAGAAGAUUUUUUGUGCAGCUUGCUAUCUAUAUAGUGGAAUUGGCAUGUUAGCACAUGAAGGAUUCAAUGAUUGGAAAAAUGCAUCCAUUCGACUAAAUGAACAUGAAGAGUCAAAGUUUCACAAAGACUGUUAUUUGCAGAUGCAAAACAGGGCAAAAAUUAGCGGCAGAGUUGACCAGCUUUUUCUUGAGAAGCAAAAUCAAGAAAUAGAAUACUGGAGGAAUGUCUUAAAAAGAGUUGUUACGGCUGUGAAAACAUUGUCUUUGCGAGGUUUGCCAUUCAGAGGUACAGAUGAAAAAUUUGGGUCACUUACAAAUGGAAAUUACUUGAUGCUUCUAGAAGCAAUAGCUGAACAUGACCCCUUUCUGGCUGAGCACAUCAAGAAGUAUGGAAACACUGGUUCUGGCAGUACAUCAUACUUGUCCAAAACUGUAUGUUAUGAAUUCAUUGAUGUUAUAGCCUCCAGUGUGCUAGAAGUUAUCAUAAAUGAAGCAAAGCAAGCAAAAUAUUACUCAAUAAGUGUUGAUUCAACUCCAGAUGUAUCACACACAGACCAGCUUGCCUUCGUUAUUCGCUAUGUUAACAAUGAUGGCAUCCCCAAAGAAAGGUUCCUUAAAUUCAUUCCAAAUGUGGGUCAUAAAGCUGAAAAUUUGUUCAGUGCAGUCAUGGACACUCUGAAAGAAUACCAUAUUGAUAUAAUGGAUUGCAGAGGACAGUCAUAUGACAAUGCUAGCAACAUGUCAGGUACAUAUUCUGGUCUUCAGGCUCGAAUUAAACAGGUGAAUCCUCUAGCUGUAUACAUCCCAUGCUCUGCACACUCGCUAAACCUUGUUGGAACUAGUGCUGCAGAAAGUUGCAGGGAAGCAGUUUCUUUCUUUUACAUUCUGCAACAACUAUACCACUUCUCUGCAUCCACUGCAAGGUGGGAAAUGUUGAUCUCUCAUUUACAGCAGAAGGCUACAGUAGUUAAGAAUUUAUCUACUACGCGGUGGUCAGCAAGGAGUGAUGCAUGCCUCAGUCUGAGACGAUCAUGGAAGGAGAUCAUAGAAGCACUGGAUGCAAUAGACGAUGAUGUUUCUCAAACACCAACAACUCAAAAUGAGGCUGCAGGACUAAGCAAAAACUUGCAAAAGUUAGAGACUGCCAUCAUGACAGUAUUUUGGAGCUUCAUUUUAGAGCGGUUUAAUGCUACAAGCAGACGCUAACAGUGUGUGAAUAUUGACAUUGGUACAGUUGUAAAGCUUUAUGAUGGUCUCACCACACUUGUGCAAGAUACCAGAGAUGAAUUUGUAAGGUUUGAGAGAGAUGCUAAGGAAUUAUCUGGGCUAGAAGAUUAUGAUUCAUCUACUGCAAGACCAAGAAAGAUAAAAUUGCCAUUUGAGGUCAGCCCCCAAGGACACAUACAACUAAGCCCAAGAGAUAAAUUCAGGGUUAAUACUUUCCUCCCUAUACUGGAUAAACUGUCACAUGAGCUUAGAAGGAGAGCAGAGGCUUAUAAAUCACUGAACAGUAAUUUUGGCUUAUUUGAAAAUAUGAGCAUGCUUAGCAAUGAGGAUUUGCUUGCCCAAGCAAAUCUGUGCAGUCAGUACCCAAAUGACUUGGAUGACAAACUGCCUAAUGAAUGCCUGCAUCUCUGCUCUUAUUUAAAAUGUAUUGGUGCCCUGGACAUCACUGUAUCUCGGCUGCUGAAAACCAUUGUUGAAGACUCACUGGAAGUGAUUUACCCAAAUGUGUAUGUAGCAUUACGCUUAACAAACUGCAGUGCUGAAAGAUCCUUUUCUUGCUUAAAAAGAGUGAAAAACUACCUGAGAUCUUCUCUUAGUGAAGAAAGGCUAAACAGCUUUGCUCUACUUGCAAUUGAAGCUGAGAUUGUCAGAAAGUUUUCUUAUGACAACAUCAUUGAUAAGUUUGCAAAGAUGAAAGUUCGUUCUAAAAGGCUUUGUUAA
This is a messenger RNA of Xenopus laevis (African clawed frog), 2890 nucleotides long. RefSeq names its product zinc finger MYM-type protein 1. Lineage: Eukaryota; Metazoa; Chordata; Amphibia; Anura; Pipidae. The record is from RefSeq and is a predicted model, not a curated record.